CGUUAAUGGCCGGGUUAAUAAUACUGCACAUUGCUAAACUGCAUUCUAUACAAUUUUAGGGAGUGAAAUUUAAGUUUAUAAAUGAUGCAGUACAACUUUAAAUAAGAGCAGGGUGAAUUCCAGAAAGCAAGAUGAUCUUCCCAUCACAUUUACCCUGAACUCUCUGCUGAUUAACCCCAAACUUGUGUACUGUUGGUAUGUCGGGUCUAAAACACCUGUUAUGAGUGAGUGUUAAUCCACAUCAUAUCGGUAACACAGAGUUAAUGCGCGCGCACGCGAGUACAAAAAGACAUCUUCAAAGGAGCGCCGAUUUCAGGAGUCACCAUGGAAACACAAGGAGGAAAAACAGCGAGCUACAUUCUUCCGUGAAACUGAGACAGUAAUUUCAUCAUGGGUUCAAAAUGUUCAACUCCACAAGCUCAACCUGAUGACCCCCCAACUCUUCUUAUUAAGAAACCAUGGAGGACAAUGAAAUGGGGUGAAAGCGAAAAAAUGUUACAGAAACUACAGGAGUUUCAAUUAAACCAUAUUUCCGAGCAUCUCAGGAUUCUGGUUGUUGGACCAGCAGGUGCUGGGAAGUCUGCAUUUAUCACCUCAGUUAAUACUGCCAUCCAAGGUCGCAAUACGUGCCUCGCUCAUUCACUCAGUGGUGGUAAUAAUGUCACCUGCAAGUACACCAUCUACAGCCUGGACAUUGACAACGAUGGAUCUUAUCCAUUUCUGUUCGGUGACACGAUGGGUCUUGAAGAAGGUUCAUCUACUGCACUCACAAAAGACAUCAUCAGCAUUCUGCAUGGUCAUGUACAAAAGGAAUAUCCAUUUAAUUCCGAGACAGAACUGACGGCUGAAAGCAAUUACUAUAACAAAACUCCAACUCUAAGUGACAAAGUUCACUGCCUGGUGUUUGUCAUACCAGAAGACAGAAUUCACAGUUCAUCUGAUAAAAUCGUUGAUCAAAUUAAAGAAAUUCUGCAAAAAGCACAUGAUUUAGGAAUUCCUGUCGUUAUCGUCAUGAGCAAGGUGGAUAAAGUAUGUCCACAUGUAAAAGAGGACCUGAAAAUGAUCUACAGAAGCAAGAAAAUCAAACAGAAGCUGGAGGAGUGCAGUGUCAAUCUGGGCGUUCCACUGAAUUACAUCUUUCCUGUGAAGAACUAUCAUGAUGAAAUCGAAAACAAUGCUGAGGUGGACGUUUUGCUUCUCACAGCAGCGACAAAUAUUGUGAAUUUCGCGAAUGAUUUUGUGAAACUAACAGUUGCAAAAUAGGAAAAAGGGGUCUAGAUAUCUGUUUGUACCUAUGACUUAAGAAGAUUCAAAUGAAAACACAUGGAAAGUCUGUACACUAGAGGUGUGUGAAUGUGUUGUUUUAAUCCAUUUAUCAUAACUUCUGAUUAACUUAGUCAGGUUUAUUUCUUCAAAAAAUGAGCUUGUAACAGGAAAAAGGUGAUUAUGGAAAUUAAUAAAAUGUAUCAAAAGCAUUGCUCAGUACAAAUACAUGCUAUUAAACUUG
Silurus meridionalis is the source of this 1507-nucleotide messenger RNA. RefSeq names its product interferon-induced protein 44-like. The transcript is spliced from 8 exons. The coding region runs from base 391 to 1263 and encodes 290 amino acids. The record is from RefSeq and is a predicted model, not a curated record. Lineage: Eukaryota; Metazoa; Chordata; Actinopteri; Siluriformes; Siluridae.